Messenger RNA from Parnassius mnemosyne (clouded apollo), 3123 nucleotides. Lineage: Eukaryota; Metazoa; Arthropoda; Insecta; Lepidoptera; Papilionidae. The record is from the annotation of a GenBank genome assembly.
ACAGUAAUCUGUCAGAAAAAUAUUAAAAUACAGAAAAACUAAACUUGUACAUUCAAAAAUAUUUGUUACCUAGUAUAUUUUCACGUUCUAUUAGUGAAUGUGCAAAAUUAAUCAGUAAACGUUUGGUAGUGUCAUAUUUAUAUUAACUGUAGAUGAGGAUAUUGAGUGAGAUAGUUGCAGUAUUUUUAAUACUUAUUUCGCUUAACUCAAUAUCAACGGAAAAAAUGGAUGAGAAAUCUAUGACUUCAUCAAUUGCUCAGUUUUCAGCAAGGUUUUGUAAUGAACUAGAUAAAAGUAAAAGUGUUGUUUCUUCACCAUUAUCCGCUGAAUUUGUGCUAGCACUUUUAACUUUGGGUGCAACUGAUCCUGCACAUGAAGAGUUAUUGACAACCCUUGGGAUUCCUGAUGAUGAAUCUAUUCGUUCAUCAUUUUCUGUAGUGUCAUCUAAAUUGAAAUCUAUUAAAGGUGUGACAUUAAAUGUAGCAAACAAGGUGUAUAUAAAGGAAGGGGACUAUGAUCUGGAACCAAAACUAAAAGAAGAUGCUGUAAAGAUUUUUGAUGCAGCUUUUGAAAAGAUAAAUUUUGAUGAUGGUGCUACUGCUGCUAACACUAUCAAUAAAUGGGUUGAAAGUAAAACCAAUGAAAGAAUUAAAGAUCUUCUUUCAAGUGACAGCCUUAACAGUGAUAGUAGAUUGGUUUUAGUAAACGCUCUCUAUUUUAAGGGAACGUGGAAGAAACAGUUUGACUUAGCCAAUACUAUGGAUCAACCCUUCCAUGUUGAUGAAGAAAAAACGAUAAUGGUGCCAAUGAUGUACAAGGAAGAUGACUACACAUAUGGGGAGAGUCAAGAACUUGGAGCUCAGUUAUUAAAAAUGCAUUACGUAGGUGAGGAAGCUAGCAUGCUGAUUGUUCUCCCUAAUGAGAUUAACGGGCUGAAUAACGUGUUAAAAAAACUAGCCGACGGCUAUGAUCUAUUGGGCGAAGUGGACAAAAUGUUUAACACUAAAGUACAGGUCACCAUUCCCAAGUUCAAGAUUGAGACUGAGAUUGAUUUAGCGGAUUUGCUUCCAAAGCUUGGCAUAAAGGCAAUCUUUGAUCGCGACAAUUCGGGGCUCACGAAGAUCAUGAACGGCAAUGAAGUUUUGUAUGUUUCUAAGGCUGUACAGAAAGCAUUUAUUGAGGUCAACGAAGAGGGCGCAGAAGCUGCCGCGGCUACGGGCAUGGUGAUGAUGCUCCGGUGCGCGCGGCCGCCGUCGCCGCAGUUCCGCGCCGACCAUCCCUUCCUCUACCUGCUCGUCGACUCACAGAAUAACACACUCUUCGUAGGAGUCUACCGAGCCAUAGAAUGAACUGACCAAGAUUCUGCAUCGAUAUUGUUUCGCUUUUACACCACUUUCAUGAAUUUAUAACUUCGUGUGCUUUAGAUGUUACAUAAUAGUAAUAUGUUAAAACUUGCAUUUAAUUGUAUUCUAUAUAACAUUAUAAAAUUACGUCAUUUCAUUUAGUAAAACACUGCUUGAAUUUUUAUCGUUUUAUGAUUGUUUGCUUAUAAACACCGUACUUAUUUAUUAUUAGGUGAUAAUAUUGAUUUCAUUAGUGGAAUGAAAAAUAUAAUUUAUUUAAAUGAUUUUAACUAAUUUUUUUAAAGAACAGGAUAUCUCUUUAAAGUAGAUCUAUUAAAUUAUCGUGAGGUUAAUCCUCAUAAAAAUGUAAUAAAUCAUCUACUAAAUAAGGAUUAUGAUAAUGAGUAUUAAAUAAAGCAAAAUGAAAGCGAACUCUUAUUUAGAUUGGCUAACUGCCCUUGUGACUUGUAUUUAAACCAUUUAUAAAAGGUCUCAUAUCUGAUUUUUCAGAACUAUCUGAUGUGUAUGUUUACAUUACAGCAAUGGGCAUCAUGUUCUGUUCAGCUAUCCUCAACGCACCUCCGGUGCCUCGCUUCGUAGCAGACAGGCCUUAUCUGUCUAUAAUACUUGCCAACGGCACCCCGCAUUUCAUGGCCGUACAUCGCGGCGAUUGUUGAAAAUUAUCUGUCAAUCUUUGAUAAUAUGUAUUAAUCAUUGUUGUCUUGUAUAUUUUUUUUAUUAUUCUGAGAUAAUUAUGUACGUCAUGACAAACUUAAUACUACUAAUAAUUUCUAAUAUUAAAGUCAUGUAUUGUUUAAACAUAUUCGAUUUUAUUAUGUAUAGUUUAUUAUUAGGUUUAAGACUAGAUAAAGAAGUCUCGCGGAAAUAUGCGAAUUUACAAUAAAUGUAAAAUUUUGGGAAGGCUGUAGCGUGAUCGCUGAGCAGGAAGAAUUUCAAAUUAUUGCAAUCCAUACAAAUUAGAACUUGAAUUACGCGAAAAUAAACUCGGUUUUCGAAUCACAAAUACUGUUCAAAAGGUCGUAAAACUAUCUUAGUACAGUAGAAAUAAAACUUUUUAUGAUGGGAAUUAAUUUAAAAAAUUUAAAGCAAUAAAAAAAUGUAUGUUCCGCGACCGUGCUUUAGCGCCAACGAAGAGUAAAUUAUAAUCACUACGUUUACUAGCGCUGCGGCUAAAGGACUUAUUCGUAAGAAAGACUUCUUAAACUAUGUUUAAACACGAAACUAUCAAAAAACUAUGUUUUGUAAUAAGACGGAUAGUGUUUUACUUGAUUUAAUCAUUGUACUUACUUGAACAGUACUGUGAUUAGAAAAUUUGAUAAAAAUACAAUUAACUAAAAUAAUUUCUUUGAAUAUUGUCCAUUGAUACUACAAGUACUGAAAAUGUAAUUUAAUGAAGAUUGUAAUGUAAUUGAACGUUAGUUGGUUUUGUUAAAAUACAACACAUUUAUUUUUGAGAGUAAGGUUAUAUUUUUGCUGUUAAAUUAUUAACAUAAGUGCUCUUAGCUGAAAUCACUUAAUAUUUUUACUAAUGUUAAGAUUUUUUAUUUACAUGCAUUUAAUAAUAAUAUAUUAUAUUUAUUUAAAUACUAAUUGUGUUUUUUUAUUAUUUUGUAAAUAUUAAUAUAUAUAUACAUCAACAGAAUCUAGGGAUAUCUAAAAAAAUCAAAUAUAAAAAAUCAUCAAAUAUCUAAAAAUCUAUGAAGAAUUUUGUGGUAUAGUAAAUGGAAGAAUGAUAGAUUAUUAUUAUGAUGAGGUCUUU